Molecule: messenger RNA, 4159 nt
Organism: Carassius carassius (crucian carp)
Lineage: Eukaryota; Metazoa; Chordata; Actinopteri; Cypriniformes; Cyprinidae
Product: ataxin-1-like
Exons: 3
Coding region: 302-2587 (761 amino acids)
Biological process (GO): anatomical structure development; regulation of DNA-templated transcription
Cellular component (GO): nucleus
Molecular function (GO): RNA binding; protein binding
Source: RefSeq, a predicted model, not a curated record
CGCUUGAGGCGCGGAUCGGCUCCUCCGUGACGUCAUCAGCGCGCGCCGCUGGUCUUCAGUCUGCUGGCCUCCGGAAUGGGCAGAUAUCACCAGCCCACACUGAACCACUGAUUUAUUGCCCGAGCUCCUGCGAGAGUGUGUGUUUUUGCUCGCCGUCUACACGAUGCCAUGCGGAGGUAAGGUGAUGGAAGCGGCCAGCGGGAGGGUCUCAGAGCUGAUUCCAGUGGUGCUUUUUCCGCAGCUGCCAAGCUUUGUCCCAUCCUCUGUUCAGUAACAGCGCCCAUUCUCAUCCCCAAUCACCAUGAAGCCAGUCCACGAGCGCAACCAGGAGUGCCUCCCUCCCAAGAAGCGUGACCUCCCUGUUAACAACAACAACAGCAACACCUCUACCAACAACAGUAACAGCAGUAGCGUCAGCAGCAGCUUUGGGAGUGCAGGAGGAGGAGGAGGUGAGGAAGCCCCGUCUUCACAAAGCUCUGGAGUGAGCGGAGAAGGUAGUGGCGAAUGGGUGCGAGCCCAGCCGAGCAUGCAAUAUGGGGUGGAGUGUGCCGAGGGUCUCGUUGGGCUUCCUGUGGAUCAGUAUAGCAUGCUUUAUAAAGUAGCUCUGCCCGCUGGCACCUACUCACCCACCAAUCUGCACCCCGUUCUCAGCCACAUUUCUCCUGCCUACACCGUUCCCUCCCCGGUGUUACAGCACACGAGCAUUCCCUAUCCUCCGCUCUGCUACACCCACAUCCCUCACUCCUCCUUGCAGGAGUUUCCCUUGUAUGGCUACGCCAUGCCUCCGGGAUUCAUUCCCAGUCCUUUGAUGCCACCUCAGUCUGCUAUUUCCCAGCCACACUCCGUUUCCCACCUGGUUCCGUAUCCAUCAGUCAUUCAGGAAGGAGUUGGCUCUUCGCAGCAGCAGGUUUCGACCCAUGCAUACACCAAAAUGGGAGUUCCUCUUGUGCAAACGGCGACACAAGCGCAGCUCGGGACUGUAGGGAUGCUGCCUGCCGGGGAGCUCAGCCCGAGAGCGCUGUACUAUAACCCCACCAUUAGGGGUGUCCAGCCACAAAGAGACCUGCACAGCAGCUCCAUGGAGCAGGAGAGGGAGGUGAACGGAGGAGACCGAGAGCACGGAGGCAGGGAAAGCCAUCAAGAUAUAGUUUAUUUGGCCAGAACCGCACAACUGCGGCAGGCCACUGCGCCCGAGCCACAGCAAGACAAGAGCUUGAAAAGCCGCAUGCCGGAGGGCAGAAUGUCGCCAGGACAGAGGAGCACACCGGACACUGAUCUCGAGGUCCAGCAGGUGGUCGGACGACUUGCCUCUCCUAUCCACGGCAUGAGUCGCAAGGAUGUCCCUCUGAACCUGUCUCAGAGCUCUCAGAGGGGUCGAGAGACUCAGGGCGAAGUCAGAACACCUUAUGCAUCAAAUCCAGCUGAAUCCAGAGCACAUCAGCAGCAGAUUGUUCAACAAGGCCAUGCCGUUAUCUUGGCCAAUGGGCAGCCUGUUCUUGUGCCUCUGGACUACCAUCACCACCAACAGCAACAGCAGCAACAUUUCCAAUCCAAUGAUGUGGCCUCAGCAGCAAUCGCUGCUUCUCCCGCUGCAUAUACUAAAGCCAUGGAUGCAGGAGCAUGUCUCCCGGAGCGGCCAGUGGUGGAUCUGCCUCCCCAACAGGGGCAACAGCCCUCCCUGCAGCCUCCUGGUACUUUCUCACAGGCUCCUCUGCUGGCACCCUCUGGCCCGUCGCACUUCAUGAAGGGCGCCAUCAUCCAGUUGGCUACCGGAGAGCUCAAGCGCGUAGAAGAUCUGCAGACUCAGGACUUUGUGCGGAGUGCAGAAGCGAGCGGCGGGCUGAAGAUCGACUCAAGCAUGGUCGUGGACAUCCACGCUAGUCAACAGCGGCCCGGUCUAGUGGCGCUGCAUUUCAACGUGGGGGAGCAGCAGAGCAAAGUGACUAUAGAUGUUCCCCCCGAACACCCGUUUUUCGUUUUUGGCCAGGGCUGGUCAUCUUGUAGCCCAGAGCAGACUGCCCAACUUUACGGUCUCACCUGCCACCAUCUGCAAGUGGGUGACGUCUGCGUGUCUGUGACGAUGCAUCAGCAAGCCGCACCGCAACAGAAACCGCCUCAUCAAGUGCAGGCCCGGACUCCAACCAAAGUCAACUCCACGUCAGGAGCCCCACCUCAGCCCAUGGGCCCCCCUGCACCCCAGCACCCUCCUCGGCCACAAAGCCAAUUAAAAAUGGAGCGUAUCCACCGAGAGAGGGACCGGGACAAGGAGGAGCCCAUGCAGGUCGGGGGUUCGAGACAUGUCGACAUGCUCCCAAAACCAAACAGGACUUCAGCAGAGCACAAUCGGAGCCAGAGCAACUACUAUUUGCACACUGAGGGUCAUGCUCCACCAGGAACCGGAGCGGGAGCCUCCUCCGUAGGAGCGUCCCAGAGGCGCUGGUCUGCCCCUGGCUUCCAAAGAUACAGCUUCAAGAACGAGGAUGGAGGGAGUUUACCAUCAGCUGCCACCUCUGGCUCCUCUCGGCUGUCGUUUAUCCCUCAGGAGGUCAAGCUUUCCAUCGAGGGGCGGUCAAAUGCCGGGAAGUAGCAGACAAAAGUAAUUGUCCAUGGGAGCGAAGUGUCAAUCGGGCGAACAGAUGCGAAAAAGGGAGCGUGGUCGAAGGGAGAGAGAAUGUAGCCUCAGAAUGUUUGAGAUUUUGCACAUAUUGGAAGAUUCCCCCUGCCGCCCUCUUCUUUGGUUCUGGUCUCGAGCAGAGGACUUUUGUGUUAGGUCAUAGUCAGCAUUCGCAAUGAUCUGCAUGGGCAGCUUAAUCCGGUAAAUCACGUACCAAAGCCUGCGUCGUCAGCGUGUUCCUGUGGGUGAACUAUCAUGUUUGGCAGUGAUCACUUGCGCAAAGAUAUCUUGCAGUUACUCGAGUAGAUGUCUAUUUCAGAAAGGCCAGGGAUAAGAAUGGGAUACAGCCAUAAAGUCUUGACAAGACUUUACAAUAAUAAUAAAUAUAUAUUUUAAAGAAGGACAUAAGAGGAUGGAUUGCUCAGCAACUUUUCUCCCCUAAUAGACAGGCUCUUUCUCUGUAAAUGUUGACUGUUUCCCUUAAAACUUGGACCGUUUUUAAUGCGUGUCUCUCUAGAGGUGUGUUUGUCCUCACUUUCCUACCCUUUCCUCCUCUCCCUGCCUCUUCUCAGGGUGCUUCUGCUGAGGAAUCCUUUCUAUUCUGGAGUUUGAGAACAGUUGCCCAGCGCCGUCACAUGAAUCAAUUGAUCCAACAAUCUUUCUGCAAUCAGGAACUAUUUCCAGAUGAAGUCUAGCGUGCAUCUUAACAGUUACAUUAACAACUCCUCAGAGGUUUUUAGUUUUAAUUCAGCAGUGGUUCUGAAUCUGCAUUCCAGUUUCAGUGUGAUCUCUCCUGUCCAAUCCAUUGGAGUUAUCAUUUCCCAGAAAAGCCGGCCUAGGAAAACCACCUCCAAAUAGUACCUCAUGGUUGGAAGCAUCCUUCAGUCCAAUUAUUAACAUUAUUAACUUAUAUUGUUGUGCCCUUUUCCUGGAUGGUGUCAACCAAAAUCAGCCCUGCUUGCGAAGCUGAGACCAAAUGCUGAACAGGUUCUAGCUGUUUGCGAAUGGCCUGUUCCUGUCGAAACGGAUUAUUGCUCUGAAGCAUGCAAGUUUCAAUGAAGUUGUCCCGUGGAAGCGUUUAGCACACACAAUUGUAGAGUCACUGCUGUUGGGUGUGGACUGACCUGCUCGGUAAUCAAAAUCAAAGCAAUAUUUGUCAGAACACAAUUUUCUUGUUUUCUUUCUUUUUUUUAAAUCCCAUACAAGACAGAUUUCUCCUUGUAUAUCAGUUUUUCUAUGUGCAGCAGUUGCAGUCUGUAUGUAGAAAGGUUUUUAACCUUAUCCUAUGCUUCUCUUGAUUUUCUAAGAUGAUGCAGUUUUACUUUGUGAUAAUCCUCAUUCAUUUAAAGCAUGCAGUUACCCUUAAAACAACACCUCUUUCAUUUAGGUAGGUUUUCUUUCUGACUUCAGAGAUGACUAAUAUGAAGGCACACCUCAAAAUGGGGCUUUUCUAAAACACCCACUGAUUAGGAUGUUCAGAAUCAGCUCUUGUACUUCAUAGAAAUAUCUUAGCUCUUUACAUUGUGUCCUAACCAGGUAUAACAC